CCAGCUACUCAGUUUCCUCGCUAUAGUGACUGGAAAACCCUUUCACAGACUUGGUGUUUCCUAUAAAAAGUACGUUAAUUACUUGCAACAUCAUCAGUUCGUGUUUGCUCAAACGUCAACACAGACCUUCUCAAGUAUUGCAAAAAUGUUCAAGUUGGUGGUGUUGUCCGUUUUCAUUGCAGUUGCCGCUGCCGGAAUCGCUCCAAUUGCCUACACUUCGUCCGCUAUCAUCCAUGAACCAGCGAUAGCUAAAGUUGGGGAUAUUGUCGAGAGCAUUCCUAGUGCAGUUUCGCACCAAAGUUCAACCGUUGUGCAUGGCAAGGCAAAUCUGAUUACUCCAGUUGUUGCACCAGCUGUUCGUACCUAUGCUGCACCACUGAUCAAAUCCUAUGGUUUGGCUGCCCCCGCUUACACCGCAUAUGUAGGGCCAUACUACUAAGACUGCAUUCGUAUAAUUACACAUGAUUAACUGAAAAAAUAAAAAAAUGCUUUUGGAACAUUAAAAA
Messenger RNA from Hermetia illucens (black soldier fly), 506 nucleotides. RefSeq lists its product as uncharacterized. The transcript has 2 exons. The record is from RefSeq and is a predicted model, not a curated record. NCBI's taxonomy places the organism in Eukaryota, Metazoa, Arthropoda, Insecta, Diptera, Stratiomyidae. The coding region runs from base 146 to 439 and encodes 97 amino acids.